AAACCGUCUACCUCAAAGUAUCGCAAGUCGAUCACGGUACUUUCCCUGCCUCACUUCGCACAUAUCACCAUACGUAGUAGAUAAAGACGGAAAACAACUAAUAGUGGUGAUAAUACCUCCAGAUAAAAUUAAUUUUAGUCCGGAAGAUUUACAUAUAAGUGGCAACGACUUGACAGCUCUGAUCAUUUGCUCUUCGACUUUUAUUCGCGGUGGUUAACCUCCGAUUUUCACGAAUUUUUCCAAUUUUCUCGAGUGCUAGAAAAUGCGUGUCGCUAUCAUUGGUGCCGGUGCCGCUGGUUUGGCCUCCGCAAGACGUGUGAGUGCCCUAGGGAUCGACUGCGAGGUCCUGGAGAUGGCACCCCAGUUGGGGGGGACAUGGGUCUACACUGACGAAGUCGGGGAGGACCGGUAUGGGUUCCCUGUCUACUCUGCUAUGUACAAGGGCCUAAGAACCAACUUACCCAAAGAGGUGAUGGGCUAUCCCGACUUCCCCAUACCAGAGCAGAACAGGUCGUACUUAACUCAGGCCGAAAUUUUGGAGUUUUUGAACCUGUAUGCCGACCACUUCAAAAUAAGGAAAUUAAUCAAGUUCAACCGCAUGGUGGCUGAAAUAACCCCGCUGGAAGACAAGUGGCAAAUCAAGUCCAUCGACAAACCCACCAAGCAACCAAUCGUGGAAACCUACGACGCCGUGAUGAUCUGCAACGGCCACUACAACGACCCCAUCAUGCCCCAGAUCCCCGGACAGGAAGUCUUCAAAGGAACCAUCGCCCACAGCCACCAGUACCGCUCGCCCGAGCCCUUCAAAAACCAACGAGUGCUCGUGGUGGGUGCCGGCCCCUCAGGCCUAGACCUAGCCCUCCAAAUCUCCUCCAACGCCAAGUACGUGGUACUUAGCCACCACACCAAAGAAGCCGUCAACACCAAGUACCCGGCUAACGUAUCCAAGAAACCCGAUGUUCUCCGCGUUAAGGACGACGAAGAGCUGGAAUUCGUCGACGGUUCUUGUUGUCGCUUCGACACGAUACUCUACUGCACCGGUUACAGAUACAACUUCCCUUUCCUGCACGAAUCGUGCGGAGUAACCGUUGAUGAGAACCAUAUUCAACCUCUGUACAAGCAUAUGAUACAUAUAGAAAGACCGAGUAUGUGCUUCAUUGGAAUACCGUUCAACGUGUGUGCGUUCCAGAUGUUCGAUCUUCAGGCCCGUUUCUUCUGUCAGUACCUCAACGGGUCAAUGCCGCUGCCUUCCAAGGAUAUGAUGCGGAUGGACACGGACAACGAUAUGCAGAACCGCUGGGCUAAGGGAUACACCAAGAGACAAGCACACAUGAUGGGUCCCGACCAACAAGGUUACUAUGAAGAUUUGGCUUCAGCGGCUAAUACUACUCCCAUUGCUCCAGUGAUUGUCAAGCUGAGGGAUCAAAGUGUGAAGAGGUUAUACGAUGAUCUUCUCAAUUUCAGGGAGGACAGAUAUAAGAUUGUCAAUAAUGAAACGUUCGUCAAAGUUCAUUGAAAGGGGUGGUUCUUUGUUGGGAGGACAAGUGAUGCGCCGAUGUAGCGCCUGGUAGUUCUACUUACGAACUAAGGCUUUGAUAGCCGUUUGCGGUGUGAGUAAAGACUAAAAGAUUGAAACCGUUUCGAAGGUGAAAAUAAUAUGUAUUAAUUUUUAUUUAUUAGUGCUUACGUUUAUAGAAAACACUAUUUUGAUAGUCUAUUUAAGGCAAAUGCUUUUAUAGUAUUUAGGUGAAUAAAAUGGUAAUAUAA
This is a messenger RNA of Zophobas morio, 1767 nucleotides long. Its product is annotated as senecionine N-oxygenase-like. The transcript is spliced from 4 exons. The record is from RefSeq and is a predicted model, not a curated record. The coding region runs from base 263 to 1516 and encodes 417 amino acids. NCBI's taxonomy places the organism in Eukaryota, Metazoa, Arthropoda, Insecta, Coleoptera, Tenebrionidae. Gene Ontology annotation, molecular function: N,N-dimethylaniline monooxygenase activity; flavin adenine dinucleotide binding; NADP binding.